Messenger RNA from Hippocampus comes (tiger tail seahorse), 1063 nucleotides. RefSeq names its product transmembrane protein 121-like. The record is from RefSeq and is a predicted model, not a curated record. The annotation marks the transcript as partial. NCBI's taxonomy places the organism in Eukaryota, Metazoa, Chordata, Actinopteri, Syngnathiformes, Syngnathidae. The transcript has a single exon.
GGUUACGCCAUGAUCCUCUGGUUCCUGUACAUCUUCGUGCUGGAGAUCAAGCUCUACUUUGUCUUCCAGAAUUGCAAGGCCGACAGGAAGAGUCUGGAGACGGUGGCGCGGAAAGCGUUGACGUUACUUUUGUCGGUGUGCGUGCCGGGUUUGUACUUGGUUCUGGUGGCGCUGGACAGCAUGGAAUACGUCAGGACUUUCCGCAAGAAGGAGGACAUGCGAAGCCGUUUGUUCUGGGUGGCGCUGGACUUACUGGAUCUUCUGGACAUCCAAGCGAAUCUGUGGGAGCCCCAACGCACGGGCCUCCCCAUCUGGGCCGAGGGCUUGAUGUUCUUCUACUGCUACAUUUUGCUCCUCAUCCUGCCCUGCGUGUCGCUCAGCGAGAUCAGCAUGCAGGGCGAGCACAUGACCCCCCAGAAGAUGAUGCUCUACCCGGUCCUAAGCCUGGUCACCAUCAACGUGGUCACCAUCCUGAUCCGAGGCGUCAACAUGGUGCUGUUUCAGGACAGCCGCGUGUCCACCAUCUUUGUGGGCAAGAACGUGGUGGCCAUCGCCACCAAGGCGUCCACCUUCCUGGAGUACCGCAGGCAGGUCAAGGAGUUCCCGCAUCCGCAGAACGCCAUGGCCAUGGAACUGCAGCAGAACUCGGUGGGCCACACGCAGACGCUCCCCAACGCCACCGCUUUGCCGCACGAACCCACGCCGGCGCAGGACGUCAUUGACACAUGACCGCCAGCAUCUCGCCGCUGGAAUGCGCACCAAACGGCGUCAUGGAAUUUCCACGUGAAAUCGGACAACAACACGGUACCUUGGUUUUCGAGUGAGUUUUUCCAGUUCGUCAAGAACGAAAAAUUUAUUUACAGGCUUCGCGUCUUGGAAGAAAUGAUCCUCCGAAGCCAGGGUACUACUGUAUUGUGUUUAAAAGUUCAGACUGUGCUGAGAGACUCCAAACCCAGCAGCCGGGGAAAUUUAUGUCGUGUAAAAAUUGGUCCUCUCUCUGUAAGUGUCUUUUUUUUUCUUUUUUUUUUCUUUUUUUAAAAGGUCACCAGUACCAGCACCAAAC